Danio rerio (zebrafish) is the source of this 4729-nucleotide messenger RNA. Lineage: Eukaryota; Metazoa; Chordata; Actinopteri; Cypriniformes; Danionidae. The record is from RefSeq and is a predicted model, not a curated record.
UGCACAUACAUGUGCGCGCACUUGACACCUGUUAACUCUCGUUCCGCGGGCUUUUGAUAUGUGCCAUUGUUGUGACUCUCGCACUACGUGGACUACCUCAAAACUGUGACGCCAGGUCGCCAUGGAAACUGCUUUAAGCUCCAGGCUCUGAGAGAGCAGAAGGUGUGGGAUAUUUAAGAGUUUCAGAACCACGAUCUGCCUGAACAGCGACCGCGCUCCCGCCGCACUCCCCAGCUGUGGAAUUCAGCCUAAUGAACCCUGAAGGUCUGACCCGAUGACCAAAUCACUGUCGGAUUAACCCUGGAAAAUCAGCAUUGACGUCCUGCCACUCUUACGUUUCUGCGCAUCGAGGGAUCAAGUGAACGCAAUAGAGAUGGAAGAUGACCGGCGGUUUCACAAACUGACGCAAGAACAGGUGGAGACAUUAGACCAAGUUCUUACCGAGGUCAUUCCCAUUCAUGGUAGGGGCAACUUCCCAACCCUUGAAAUCAAGCCCAAAGACAUUAUCCAUGUAGUCAGAAACAGACUGAUUUUGAAGAAAAUCAAGGUAAGAGAUGUACGUCUCAAUGGCUCUACAGCCAGCCAUGUGCUGGUUAAAGAAAACGGCACCAGCUAUAAAGACCUGGAUAUCAUCUUUGGUGUUGAGCUUCCCAAGCCAGAGGACUUCCAGAUUAUCAAGGAGGUAGUUUUGAGCUGUCUUCUGGACUUUUUACCUAAAGGAGUCAACAAAGAUAAAAUCACAGCUCUCACCAUGAAAGAGGCAUAUGUUCAAAAAAUGGUGAAGGUUUUCACUGAGCAUGACCGUUGGAGCCUUAUCUCCCUCUCAAACAAUAGUGGUAAGAAUGUAGAGCUCAAGUUUGUCAACUCUCUACGACGACAGUUUGAAUUCAGCGUGGACUCCUUUCAGAUCAUCCUGGACAGCAUGCUGCAAUCUUAUUUGGAUGCCGAAAGGAGAAAAGCUGCAGAAGGACAAGAAGACCAUGACUCCACUUCUGCUCAAAGACAAGAGAUUCAGUCGGACUUCAUGGAUGAAACAUUCCUCAGCUCUUGUGACAUAGGUCAUCAUCAGGAAAGUGAUGUUGACAUGUCUUGCAAAACAAAUGAAACGCAGACCUUCAGUGACUUUGAGUGUUAUUGUAAAAUGAGUCCGAAUGAGCAGUUUAAACAUCCAGAGCAAGAACCAACCCUUGAAACAGACAAAGAUGUUAAAACGGAGAUAGUUGAAACUACAACAAUGACUGUAUCCAUAGAGCAAGUGUCAGAGAACUCUGUUACAAUGCAUGUCGAAGAAGAAAAAGAACUUCAUGAAAAUUUGUCUUUACAUACACAGACAUUGGUAGAGGUAGAUGCAAAGGAAACAUGUUGUGACUCAGGUGGGGGAACUGAACAGGUUGGGAUAAAAACCAUGCCUGUUAUAGAACCAAAUACCCCAGUUAAUACAAAUUUUAGCGAGACAGAUUCUACCAAAACAGAGUACAUGUUAGACAUAGAGCCAGUAAAUUCCCAAUCGUGGCUUGAUGUGGUACAUGCAGACUUUUCUUGUCUUUCAACAAAAGGGAAAUUUGGUGAGCGAUGCACAUUCCAACCUGCUCCCAUUAAAUUUGUAAAGCAAGCAUCACUAGAAUCAUAUGCUGAGUAUCCUCUACCACCCCCUGCAAAGAAAAACAGCCAAAACUCACAAAUGGUUGUUCUCAAGCACUCCUCACCCAAACCACCUCGGAAAAUGUCAAAAAAGACAACUCUUGUACCAUGUUCACCAGAAAAAUCUGUCUCAAAUAAUUUAGAUGUUAACACUUGUCAGGUUUUGCAUCCACCUAAUGCUAACCAGAAAGAUUCAUUACCUAUGCAGGUGAAAUUGUCAGGUCUUACCACAAAAAGCUUUGAAUUUUCCAGUGCCUCAGAAAAAGACUCCGAUGAGUCUAAAAAACUAGCCACUUGUACUGGAGCUUUUACUGUUGCUGCUCCAGAGAAUGGUGUGCAUUCAGAAGACACUUUGCACACGAGUCUUUCACCAGAGAAAAGCUUUCAAAGUCGAGCACAAAGCUCAGAACCAGAAACUGGUGAAACUACUCAUGUCACUAUGUUAAACCCUACAUCAAAUCCUAGUAGUCUCCCCAAAGAUCAAAACAGGAUGAACCAGCCUUGUAGCGAAAGCAUUCAGGCAACACAGUGUGAACCAACGGUACCUCUCAUUAAUGUAAAUUCUAAACCUUUGCUUCAGACAAAUGACAGUUAUUGCUUCAACUCAGCCUCUCUCAAAACACAAGAUAAUGACUCAUGUACCCAAGUCAAAGACCCCACGUCACCAGAACAUCUUAGUCAACCCUUAGAAUCCACCACUAAGGCAUCUCAAAUAGUAAAACUAUUGUCUGCAGACCACACUAUUGAUUCACAAGUGGUACUGACCAAUUUGUCGAGUUCAGAACAUGUUAUAUCACCUCAAAUUCACAACUAUUCCAUGCCCAUAAAGCAGACUCAGGAACUUCUUGUGCCAAACCCACAGAGUAAAGAACCCCCAACAUAUGUGUUAGAACCGCAUGUCUCUUUGCCAGAGGUUCAAAGCCUCACAGUAUCACCACCACUUUUUUCAACAUCACCAGAACCUUCCACAACAGAAACUUUAGAAUCUCCUAGAAUCCCAGAACCUCUUUUAGAACCACCUGAGGCCAUUGACCCCUCUGAAGUAAUAUUUGACGUUUUGGAACCACCUGAAAUACUUUCAGAGGUUUUGAAACCCUUUGCAGUUUCAUUUUCAGUAUUAGAAACAUCUACAUCCUCAGUAAGUGAGGCAGUGGUUUCCGAAAUAUCCGACACAUCAGUUUUAGACACCAUUGAGCCUAUAACCCCUGCUAAAGAGCUACCUUUUGUUACAGUGUUGGCUGAGAGCAUGUACGGUGACUUUGAGCAGGCUAUGGACCACCUACGUUACAGGCUAAUAGCAACACGUAACCCUGAAGAAAUUAGGGGUGGAGGCCUGCUCAAGUACAGUAAUCUGCUUGUCCGGGAUUUCAAACCAGCCUGCGAAACUGAAAUUAAGACACUCGAGCGCUAUAUGUGUUCACGUUUUUUUAUUGACUUCCCUGACGUGAACGAGCAGCAGCGCAAGAUUGAAUCGUACCUGCGCAACCAUUUUAUUGGUGAGGAAAAAAGCAAAUAUGAUUACUUGAUGACCCUUCGGAGAGUGGUCAAUGAGAGCACUGUGUGCUUGAUGGGGCAUGAGCGCCGACAGACUCUUAAUAUGAUUACCAUUCUAGCACUCAAAGUCCUAGGUGAGCAGAAUAUCAUUCCUAAUGCCAAUAAUGUUACCUGCUACUACCAACCUGCACCAUACAUGACAGACCACAACUUCAGUAACUAUUACAUAUCAAAUGGCCAGUCUCCACUUAUAUACCACCCUUACCCACUACACAUACACAUGCAGACUGGACUAGUUUAGGUCUUUAGGCGGGAAGAAAAGAUGGGAAUACGCACAGGGAAAUCCUUAAAUCUUGAAACGUAAAAAAUACACCACAAAUGAUCUACCAUUGAACAUGUGUCCCAACACUUGACUGAAAGAACAGUUUGUGUUGGAAAACACCAUGUGUCAGUUAGGAACUGAUAAUAGUUUUGACUGUCUGUGAGAAUUGCACAUACAAUAUUGGAGAUAUUGCACUAGCAAAAUGAAGGUUAAAACAUAAGUUGAGACUAAAAAUAACUAGAAGGGAAAAACUUGGCCUGUUCUUCUCUUAUUAGAGGUAGCUAAAAUUCUUGUUGUAACAAAGAAACAAAGGCAAGUGCUUUUGAUAGAAAAACUAUUUUCGCUAAUUUAAAGCUUUAUUGGCAUGAUAAAAAAGUGCAAGAGAAAUAAGCAGCAUGCAGCCAAUGCUUUAUUAUGUAGUAAAGUACUUUUGUUGUCUGAAACAAUUAAACUAAUUGUCUCGUUUUGCUCAAGGAAAGCUCACUAAGAUCAGUGCUGCAUUAUUUCCCCCCAUUAUUUUUUUUAAAUUAAGUAUUUCAUAUCUUGUAAUAUUCCCAAUUUAAUCUCGAAGCAAAAAAUAGUGGCUAAUUUGUAUUAAUUUGUACGAUCUCAUUACGAUUACAAUUUGCCCAUCCCCUAGUGAAGGGUGGGGUUAGGGGUGGUCUUUGGGGGGCACGAUUUGUUUAAAAGUUGUACACUUUCAUUCAAAUGCAGUCAUAUGAAUUUUAAUGAUUUAGCCACUUUUCUGACAAUACCUAGAGUAGUUACAUUUCCUUGUGAGUUCAAGCUGACAUUUCAUAGUACAUCUGCUAUUUUUUUAUUUAUAAUAAAGGUGUAUUAUUAGAUUUUGAAUGACAUAAUCUAGGGGUGUCAGGAUGUUUCCUUGGAACGUUACUGGAAAUAUCUAGUUAUUAUAAAUAUGUUGUCUAGAUGUUUCAGGCAUGUUUAAUGCUGUGUUUAAUGCUGUGUUCACACCAGUCGCGGAUGAAAUUUCAAGUGUUAGGUCAAUGCAAAGUGGCGAAUAGACAUGCGGCACAUUGAGCAAAUGAGGCAAUUCAAGCAAAUGAAGUGGUGCGAGUUGAGCAUUUUCUGCGUUUGACGUGCGUUUCGCACAAAUUGCUUGAGUUGGAAAAUCUAAACAUCAGCAAACAUUCGCACUCAGACAUCCCAAGUUGGGAAAAUUCAUUUUGGGGGGAGACAGAGACGAUUUGUGGGAAAUUUCGGGGGAGUGUGCGGGACGUAGCUGAAGAGCGGAGGGGGGUGGGGUGGAGU